AACCAGCUCCUAGGCCGUCUUCCGGCAGGAGCUGUGCCGCUCCUUAUCAUGGGGACAAUUCAUCUCUUUAGAAAACCACAAAGAUCUUUUUUUGGCAAGUUAUUGCAGGAAUUUAGACUUGUAGCAGCUGAUCGAAGGUCCUGGAAGAUACUGCUCUUUGGUGCAAUAAACUUAACAUGUACUGGCUUCCUGCUAAUGUGGUGCAGUUCCACUAAUAGUAUAGCUUUAACUGCCUAUACUUACCUGACCAUUUUUGAUCUUUUUAGUUUAAUGACAUGUUUAAUAAGUUACUGGGUAAUGAUGAGGAAACCUAGCCCUGCCUAUUCAUUUGGAUUUGAAAGAUUAGAAGUCCUGGCUGUAUUUGCGUCCACAGUCUUGGCACAAUUGGGAGCUCUCUUUAUAUUAAAAGAAAGUGCAGAACGCUUUUUGGAGCAGCCUGAGAUACACACGGGAAGAUUAUUAGUUGGUACUUUUGUGGCUCUUUCUUUCAACCUGUUCACAAUGCUUUCUAUUCGGAAUAAACCUUUUGCUUAUGUCUCUGAAGCUGCUAGUACGAGUUGGCUUCAGGAGCAUGUUGCAGAUCUUAGUCGAAGCUUGUGUGGAAUUAUUCCAGGACUUAGCAGUAUCUUCCUUCCCCGAAUGAAUCCAUUUGUUUUGAUUGAUCUUGCUGGAGCAUUUGCUCUUUGUAUUACUUAUAUGCUAAUUGAAAUUAAUAAUUAUUUUGCUGUAGAUACUGCAUCAGCCAUAGCCAUUGCUCUGAUGACAUUUGGCACUAUGUAUCCCAUGAGUGUGUACAGUGGGAAAGUAUUACUCCAGACAACACCACCCCAUGUUAUUGGUCAGUUGGACAAACUCAUCAGAGAGGUAUCUACGUUGGAUGGAGUUUUGGAAGUCCGAAAUGAGCAUUUUUGGACCUUAGGUUUUGGCUCAUUGGCUGGAUCUGUUCAUGUGAGAAUUCGACGAGAUGCAAAUGAACAAAUGGUUCUUGCUCAUGUGACCAACAGGCUGUACACACUAGUAUCUACUCUGACUGUUCAGAUUUUCAAGGAUGAUUGGAUCAGGCCUGCCUUACUGUCUGGGCCUGUUGCAGCCAAUGUCCUAAACUUUUCAGAUCAUCACAUAAUCCCAAUGCCUCCUUUAAAGGGUACUGAUGAUUCCAACCCUGUUACAUCAACUCCAGCUAAACCCAGUAGUCCACCUCCAGAAUUUUCAUUUAACACCCCUGGAAAAAACGUGAGCCCAGUUAUUCUUCUUAAUACUCAAACAAGACCUUAUGGUUUGGGUCUUAAUCAUGGACACACACCUUAUAGCAGCAUGCUUAAUCAAGGACUUGGAGUUCCAGGAAUUGGAGCAACCCAAGGAUUCAGGACUGGUUUUACAAAUAUACCAAGUAGAUAUGGAACUAACAAUAGAAUUGGACAACCAAGACCAUGAUGUACUGUAAUUUAAUUUAUUUUUAUGAGGAAUAUUGACUCCUUGGCUUUCAGUUUAUUUAGUAAUCCAACGUUGCAUCGACUGUUAAAUCAUUUAAUUAGAGAAUAGUAGGUUUGUUCACAUUUCAUGAAACCAAUGAAACUAUAUUUUUGUAAAAUGUAUUUGGGGCAGUGAGAACCUUCUAAAUGUUAUAGGCUUUAAAUAGGCUUCCUUUAGAAAGCUGUUUCUCUAAAUUUGAAUUUUGCUAUCUUUGGUUUCGUAGUUGACUGCAGUGUGAUAUAACACUACCUUUAUAAGAGAGCCACUUGAUAGAGUGGAUCUGUCACAUUAUUAAAAAUAUAAUACUUUCUUCAGUGAAAUUUAUAAACAUGCUUCUUGAGUACACAUUUUAGGAAAAGAAAAAAUCCAUUUUAAAAGUAAAAGUCUCUUUUAUAGAUUUUCCAAACAUAAUUGCUACAUUUUCCUUUGAGGUCCUCCUGAAUUAUGUCUUGCAAAGUAGAAGCAAACAUUUUUAUCAGAAAUUUUAAAACAUAUUUUACCAUCUGGCACAAUUUAAAAUUUUUCAGUUUUUUAAUAGUUUUUCUCAUUAAAAAAUUUCAGUACAUUUGUAAGUGGCCCAUCAUUCUCAAAGUGUUUUAUUUUGGUUAAAUAAUACCAAAUCCUUAGGUGAUAUGCAGUGAAGGAAUCCCAGUUUUCUGUCUUACAUUUAACCAAAUACUGACAUAAUGAUAGAUUUAUCUUUUUUGUCACCUUUUCAUUGGUUGACUUUAAUUCCUCAUUUUAUUAACAAAAUAUAUCACAUAUAUUACCAGAAUAGGUGGAAUUCCAUACGUAGUAAUACGAUUUAAUCUUUUUUCAAAGUUGCAUGAACAAUUUGAGUUUACAUUAUAUAAUUUUACCAAAACAUAGUGGACCCUAGGUUAUAGAAUACAGUAUUGUUAUAUCUGCAUUAGGCAGUUUCUAACUUACUUUGUUUUGCUUUAUUGAAAAGUGAAUCAAAGUGUGAGAAUCAUGUAAAUUAUUUUUAAAUUAUUUUCCAAAUGCAAAUGUUAAGGACUUUCUAACAUGGCCAGCAUUACUUAUAAAAAGUAUAACAAGCAGCCGUCACAGAUUACCUAUGAGAUUUUUUUUCAUUUUAUCAUGAGUUUUAUAAUUAGGUUUUAAAAACGGAUUUUGAGAGUGGAUUCAACUUUUCUAGAAUCCAGUACUCCUGAAGAUUUCUGACAUUUCCAGCCAUCAGCAGCUAUCUAGAGAAGAUUUUUUUUUUUUUAGAUUUUGCAAGUUUCUUCAAUAAACUCAUCCUCUUUUAAAUAUGAGCAACAGUCCCAAAUCCUGUUUCUUUACAGUAGAAUCAUAAACAUCUAAGAAGCCAUCUCUGUCGAGCAGAAUUGUAGUCAUCCUGUGAUAAGUGACAAUGUCCCAAAUAACUUUUGCUUGAUGAGGAGUUGAUCAUUGUCUUUGACAUCUGCAACCCUGUUCAGGCACUUGACCUGCUGAAGAAAUAGAGCCCACGCUACCUUGACUGCCGGGGAAAGUGAAACUUUGUAAAAUGUGAUAAGGCAACCUGUUCCUUGACAUUUGUCUUAUGUUCUCCAACUAUUACUAUACCUAUUAUUGGUCUACUAUUACAGGGUGAUUUUUCCUCCAUUGACCUCAUCUAAACGUGAAUUCGGGUCAUGCAUGAAAUCUGAAGAACUGCCGUGUACUGAGUGAUGAUUAAGAGGUAUGUGCUGCCAUGCUAUGCAUGUCUUCUCCAUCUCCAGGGGAUUUUUAAAGUGCCCAGGUACUGAACACAGUUCUGUGAGAUGUUAAAUGCCUAUUUCCUCAACACCCAUUUAGAGGUAACACCCGUGCAAUUAAUUGUCCUUCCAAAGGUGCUUUGAUACCCACCUACACUAUUUGAGAAGUUGCAUAUGGGUUCUGAAAGAAUUGGCUCUACUUGCUGAAAUUCAGUAUUGCCAACUGCUUCAGGUGGCAUUGUUCCAGGCAUUAUUAUAUAAAGAAGUCAUAUUUGCCAAGAUCUGACCAGGUUCUGGAUAUGAAAAUAAGAAGCUUGCCCAGCAUAGGCCUAGAUGUAGUAGCCUUACUAGUAAAUCUUGCCACAGAGUUACUUGAAGCUAGACAAAGAAGCAAGUUUGAAUUAAGUACUUGACCCAUGGUUUGUGAUUAAGAGCAAGCUUCAUGGAAUAUGAUUAAUCCUGUUUGAGAAAUUGCUAUCAUUUAACUUCUAUGAGGUUUCUCAUCUGUAAAGUUAGGGUGAGAGAUGAAGUAGUUGAUCUGGAAACUAUCAGCUCUAAAAUUGUAUGACUAAAUCUGCCAAAUAUAUGCUCACUUGUGAAACGGAA
This is a messenger RNA of Aethalodelphis obliquidens (Pacific white-sided dolphin), 3779 nucleotides long. RefSeq names its product solute carrier family 30 member 6 (gene SLC30A6). Gene Ontology annotation, cellular component: Golgi apparatus; membrane. Gene Ontology annotation, biological process: zinc ion transport; transmembrane transport. Gene Ontology annotation, molecular function: monoatomic cation transmembrane transporter activity. The record is from RefSeq and is a predicted model, not a curated record. Bases 49 to 1434 code for a protein of 461 amino acids. Lineage: Eukaryota; Metazoa; Chordata; Mammalia; Artiodactyla; Delphinidae. The transcript has 14 exons.